AGGUCGUCACACAUCCAAGUCUAGGCAACACUCUCAUUCAAUGGCACGUCUUCACUUUGCUGCACUGCUUGUGGCGGCAGCGCUGGUGGUCGCAUCCGGCACUCGCGUGCCACUGCAGGCCGCCGCGCCCGCUCCUGCUGCUUCAAACGGCGCUGACGUCCUCUUUACGAUGGAGGCUCAGCAGGCGACCUUCACAGAUGACAAGACACUGACCCUGUCUGGUUUGACCGGAAGCGCACAGAGCUUUGCCGUGGGCGGCAAGACUGCAGUCUACCCGAUUGCAGCAUUCACCGGCUCGCAGUUUGUAAACGCGGCUGGCGAGUGGCUCGGCAACCCCCAGGCAGUCUUCUAUGGUGUCAACGCCCAGGGUAACCUGACCACAGUUGUCCUGGCGCUGUCAUCCCCCAAGGUCUCUGCCCCUGCCGCCGGAGUCACCAACAACAACAACAACAACAACAACAACAACAAUGGCGGCUGGGGAGCAGUGAACAACAACAACAACAACAACAACAAUGGCGGCGGGGGAGCAAACAACAACAACAAUAACAACAACAACGGCGGCUACGGAGCCGUGAACAACAACAACAACAAUAACAACAACGGCGGCUGGGGAGCAAACAACAACAACAACAACAACAACAACGGCCGCCACUAGAGUGGAGGACGCAUAUAGAGCAUUCCAUAGCGAAAGACACGAGCGUGUUCCUUAGUCGCGCAACUCAGCUGCAGCGGUUGGGCGAACAAGUAGC
Molecule: messenger RNA, 749 nt
Organism: Coccomyxa subellipsoidea C-169
Lineage: Eukaryota; Viridiplantae; Chlorophyta; Trebouxiophyceae; Coccomyxaceae
Exons: 8
Coding region: 41-655 (204 amino acids)
Source: RefSeq, a predicted model, not a curated record